Dioscorea cayenensis subsp. rotundata (Guinea yam) is the source of this 1260-nucleotide messenger RNA. RefSeq names its product putative 12-oxophytodienoate reductase 11. The transcript has 5 exons. Gene Ontology annotation, molecular function: FMN binding; oxidoreductase activity. The record is from RefSeq and is a predicted model, not a curated record. NCBI's taxonomy places the organism in Eukaryota, Viridiplantae, Streptophyta, Magnoliopsida, Dioscoreales, Dioscoreaceae. The coding region runs from base 85 to 1185 and encodes 366 amino acids.
GGUGUUCUUUGAAACCAACCUUAUACUAUUAAGUUGUGCUAAGAGGAUUCUUUAUUCUUGACAAAGAGAGGAGAAGAGUAGGAGAUGGAGCCAAUCCCACUCAUGACUCCAUACCAGAUGGGAAAGUUUAACCUUUCUCACAGGGUGGUUCUAGCACCAUUGACAAGGCAGAGGUCCUUCGGCAAUAUUCCUCAGCCACAUGCCAUCUUGUAUUACUCCCAACGGACCUCGAAAGGGGGCCUUUUGAUCACUGAGGCCACCGGAGUCUCAGACACCGCACAAGGAUAUCCAAAUACACCCGGCAUUUGGACUAAAGAGCAAGUGGAAGCAUGGAAGCCUAUUGUGGAUGCAGUACAUGAGAAGGGUGGCAUCUUCUUUUGCCAGAUUUGGCAUGUUGGGAGGGUUUCCAAUUAUGGUUUUCAGCCUAACGGACAGGCUCCAAUUUCAUGCACGGACAAGCCAUUGAAGCCGCAAAAACGAGCCAAUGGCACAGAUGUUGCUGAAUUCUCCCCUGCUCGUCGGUUGUCGACAGAAGAGAUUCCUUUGGUGGUCAAUGAUUUUAGAAUUGCUGCAAGAAACGCUAUUGAAGCAGGUUUUGAUGGAGUCGAAAUCCAUGGCGCACAUGGGUAUCUACUUGAUCAGUUCAUGAAGGACAGUGUCAAUGAUCGCACUGAUAAAUACGGUGGAAGUCUGGAGAACCGGUGUCGCUUCCCGCUUGAAGUGGUUGAAGCUGUUGUUAAUGAAAUUGGAGCUGACAGGGUUGGCAUCAGGCUCUCUCCUUAUGCCAGCUACAUGGAAUCCGGGGAUUCAAACCCCGAAGCUCUUGGUCUUUACAUGGCCAGUUCAUUGAACAAGUUCGGGAUUCUGUUCUGUCAUAUGGUGGAGCCUAGGAUGAUUACAGUUGGCGAAAGACUUGAAGUACCGCACAAUCUUCUCCCAAUGAGAAAUGCUUUCAAAGGAACAUUUAUUGUUGCUGGAGGAUACAACAGAGAAGAAGGUAACAAAGCAAUCACCGAUAAUUAUGCAGACUUGGUUGCUUACGGUCGAUGGUUCUUGUCCAAUCCUGAUCUACCUCGGAGAUUUGAGUUGAAUGCUCCUCUAAACCAGUAUGACAGGUCUACUUUCUACGUUCCUGAUUCAGUUGUUGGAUUCACAGAUUAUCCAUUUCUUAAAUCUGAUGCUUAGUGCACAUUUAUAUUUGAAUUGUUAUUGAAAUAAGUUGGCAUUCUUGAAUUUGAUUGUCAUUGAUGCAAGAACAAA